Messenger RNA from Aspergillus aculeatus ATCC 16872, 1461 nucleotides. RefSeq lists its product as uncharacterized. Gene Ontology annotation, cellular component: vacuolar membrane. The record is from RefSeq and is a predicted model, not a curated record. Lineage: Eukaryota; Fungi; Ascomycota; Eurotiomycetes; Eurotiales; Aspergillaceae. Gene Ontology annotation, biological process: amino acid transmembrane transport. Gene Ontology annotation, molecular function: amino acid transmembrane transporter activity. The transcript has 2 exons. The coding region runs from base 1 to 1461 and encodes 486 amino acids.
AUGGAGGAUCCAAAACGUGUGCAACAUGGUUUCGAUCCGCCUGAGGACGUUCCUCAACACACCGAGGAUAAGGCUUGGGAUGAAGACAAAAUCUCGAAGGUCGCUAGCUCCGACGAAUCUCCUCAUAACAGCAUCGGCGAAGGAAAUGUCGACGCGGUCACCGAUACCGAGAAACAGAAGAUAGCCGAAGGGGCUGCGCACUUCCGAAGGUUGGGCUGGAAACGUCUGACUGUGGUGCUUGUUGUCGAGGCUAUCGCUCUCGGGGUCCUUACGCUGCCCACCUCUUUUGCAAUCCUCGGCAUGGUGGCAGGUACGAUUUGCUGUGUCGGGGUGGGCGUCGUCGCAAUAUAUGCCAGCUACCUUGUCGGGGAAACGAAGAUCGCACUUCCGAACAUCCACCACUACGGGGACGUUGGGACGUUGAUGCUGGGGAAAUUUGGCCGAGAGCUUUUUGGGAUUAUGUUUGUCCUGCAGCUCAUUCUCGUGACGGCCUCCUACUGCUUGACUGGCACCAUUGCCUUUGAUGUUCUUACCAACAAUGCGACUUGCUCCAUGGUUUUUGGGAUUAUUUCGGCUGUGUUGCUGAUGCUUUUAGCCAUCAUGCCGUCGUUCACCGAUGCAGCUAUCCUUGGCUACAUCGACUUCGUCUCGAUUAUGGCAGCUAUUAUUAUCGCCAUCAUCGCCACAGGCGUCGAGGCAGCGAAUUCCCCCGGGGGUCUGGCGGGCGUCAACUGGUCUGCGUGGCCCCGACCCGGCACGACCGUUGCAGACGGGUUUAUCGCCGUGUCAAACAUCGUGUUUGCCUACAGUUUCUCAAUGUACCAGUUUUCCUUCAUGGACGAGAUGCACACGCCCCAGGACUACAUGAAAUCGAUCUGGACCCUGGGCGGCAUGGAAAUCGUGAUCUACACUCUCGUCGGCGCAUUGAUUUACGCCUUCGUCGGCGUAGACGUCCAGAGUCCCGCCCUGUUAUCGAUGAGCAGCUUGAUGGCCAAAAUCGCAUUUGGGGUCGCGCUGCCGGUGAUCUAUAUCUCCGGCGCUCUUAACAACACGGUCACAGCGCGAUAUGUUCAUCUGCGCAUGUACGAAAACUCCGUGGUCCGGUUCAUCAACACCCCCAAGGGCUGGAUCACAUGGCUGCUUGUUCUACUAGCCAUCACUGUCUCUGCGUGGGUCAUCUCGGAAGUGAUCCCGUUUUUCAACGACCUUCUCGCCCUCAGCUCAGCCUUGUUUGUGUCCGGCUUCGUUCUUUAUAUCCCAGCCGUCAUGUGGUUCAUGUUCCUGCGCAAACGCGAAGGCAAUAAUCGGAAGCGACUGCUGCAUGACUUGUCAGCUGCGUUCCUGUUCUGCGUCGGGGUUAUUGUGCUGGGUGGCGGAACCUAUGCAAGUAUCGUCGAUAUUAAACGCCAAUUUGACACGGGGGCUGUAAGGGGGGUUUUCACAUGUGCACCGAUGGCAUGA